GAUUUAUAUUUAUCCCGCAGAUAUUUUUCCUGAAUCGGUACAUUGUUAUUCUAAUAAGCUACGUUACAGUGGCUUGAUAAGAUAAGACAAUUAAAAUCGACGGAAAAAUCAAGCAGAGAUUUCCAACAGCGAACGACAACGCUGUUUAAGUUAACACCUUCGAUUUUAAGAAAAAAGCGAUAAGAUUCGAAUAUCGCCUCCCGUGACAUGCAUUUACGAUAACGACUUGUAUAUUGGAAAUUGGAAUACUGAUACUGUUCAACAGCCAGAACGCACAACAGCUGAAUAGUAAGCUUACGCAAAAUUGUGGACACUUGUUGAAUAUUUUUGGGAUAUUAUUGAUUCUGAUUCAACACCUGUAAAAAAGUGGAUACGCGAAAAUCUCAAUGAAGCCAUAUUUUUGGAUUUCGUUGCGGAUCGCAACUUUGGUGAUAUUAUUCAAUCAUGUAGGGUCGAGUUCUUUCCCGGAGAACGUUGCACCAAUAUCGGUUACAAAGUUGAACGAUGUUUCGAGUUCGGUUUUUACCGGAGGCGAUUUAUCUUCAGAUGGACUCCAGUAUGUUCAAGAUAUCAAAAUGAUGAAAAUUGCCGGGAAAACCGUUAUCGCGAUUUCAGCAAGAGAAAAAUUAUUUAUCGUUCGAACUGACGACUUUUCUCCUACAUCAGAUAAAAAAGUUUUACCUGCAAAUAUUUUCACAUGGAAAUCUGAUGAGGGAGCAAAAGGACUUUGUCAAAUGAAAGGCCAAAGCGAGGAAAAUUGUGAUAAUUAUAUUCGAGUCUUGCAACCGAUGGACGAAAACGGCAACAAAUUGUUAGUGUGUGCUACGAAUUCAUUUGAUCCACUUUGCAAGUAUAUCACGGCAACGUCAAAACACGGUGAAAUUGAACUGAUUGCAGACGAAGAAUCGUUUUCUGGAACAGAAAAAUGCGCAUUUGGUCCGCACCAGACAGGAGUCAGUUUGUAUUCCGGAGAAUCUCUGUAUUCAGCGACAGUCUCAGAAUUUAGCGGUCGUUCUUACGCUAUCAGCCGUAGCCUGGGAAACAGCAAACAACUUAGAACACCAAAGUUCGAUUCGAAAUUUUUGAAUGAACCGUACUUUGUCAAAAUGGUUGACGACGGACCUCGAGUCCUGAUUUUUAUGAACGAAAUGGUACCUUCGCAGGUCAAUGGUGAUAUCCGCAUGAUGGCGUACGUUGCUCAGGUAUGCAAGAACGAUGUCGGUGGCCAACACGUUUUAGUGAGACAGUGGACAAAGUUCGAAAAGACACGGUUGAAUUGCUCUGUGAAUGGCUUCUAUUUUGACCAAUUGCGAGACGUUUCAGAACCAGUAGAUGUACAUGUGGGGGCGGGGCCAAAAACGGAAACUAUUAAAAUGAUUUACGCAACUUUCACAACUCCAGAUCACUCUGUUCCGGGGUCAGCCGUCUGCGCUUUUUCGUUGAACGCCAUACACGAUGCCCUUUUGGGUCGAUUUAAAGAUGACAAGGGGACCGGUGACAUCAAAUCGACCGCUCCCACGGGGGCUCGACACCCUGGAAAUUGCCCCAGUGAAUCGUACUCCGAAUCGGAGUUACUUUUUCUCAAAUCUCACCCACUCUUAGAAGACCAAGCAAGAGGAUCUCUACUAACCACUCAUGUGGGAGAAAGCUGGUCAUCUGUUGCCGUGGACUCCUCAGCUGGGCCACAUAAAAACUGGACCGUGUAUUUUGUUGGCACAUCGAACGGCGAUCUAUUACGGUACUUGGCACCAACUAGCGGCAUCAAAACUGCAACAUUACUUAGAAGGCAGUCUGUUUAUGACGUCAAUAGGUGCUCUGGUAACUUGACACGUAGCAGCAAAAUUGAUGAAACCACCAAAUCAGUGAUCCAUAUCACUCUUGACCCGAGUCGAAAUCAGAUUUUUAUGACGUACAAGCAUUGCGUCAUCACUGUAGCUAUGAGGUCAUGCGACGUUCAUCGAUGCAAAGAUUCGUGUCUUGGGUCAGCAGACCCAUAUUGUGGAUGGAACGGCACAAAAUGCGUCGAAUACACGUCACCGUCCGUCAACGUGGAACAAUACGUCCACUCAAACGCAAUCAAUCGUGUGGAUGAUAUCGCCAGCCUUUGUCCACAAACUGAUUUACCAUCUAACGAUAAAGACGGAAUUAAAAACGGCGAUUCUGAUUCUGUUACAACGACAGAAAAAGAAAACGAAGCCCCAAGAAAGAACAACAACAAAAAUAAUGGAGAUGAAGCCAAUGCCACUAACGGUACAUUUAUUGUGUCACAAAACGGUGAUGAUGGUGUUUAUUCCCAACACAAAGGUACAAUUAAUGAGGAUUCUGGUUUUUAUAUACAAUGGGAAAUUGUUUUGGCGAUCGCGCUUGCAUGCGCACUUCUCUUUUUCAGUAUUGGAUUCUGUUGUAGCAAGUUUUGCUGUACCACCCCUGUUACAGUACUUGAUACAGAAAAACAACAAGAAACGAUUGACGCUUCCAAAGGUUCGAUUGCAGUGAAGGACACGUUAUGUAAAAAAGCGCAUUCUUUACUUGCAAGCAUUUCUCCGAAACGAAAAAGAAAACAGCCUGGCCAUAUACCACCACGAAAUAUCAGUCAAUCAACUUUAGCAGAUCCUCAAAACGAACCUCUUGUCGAUAGCAAUAAAUACGACGAAUGUGUCAAACAACCACGAAAUAGCUUCUGUAACGACUCUGUCGUCAGCUCAAAAUAUAUUCCAAACGGUCGCCCUGGAUCUAGGAUGACUAGCGUAAGCAGUACUAGCCAGGUAACUACCACAGAAUCCCUAGCAAGCUACGGAUCAAAACGACGAAACUCGGCACAACCAGGAUCGUCUGUGUCUAGCAUGAACACAAGAGGGCGCCAUUCCUACGCAACCGCACCUCGACUCGGUCAUUCAUCAAGUAACCGAUCUUCGGAUCCGUCAGAAUAUUCAAACGCUUCUACUCUUCGAGCUGAUAAAGUUGGUGCCAGCAGAUUAUCAUCGCGUCAUUCUACGCCAGUACCCCAAGUCACGACACCAACAUUCAAAGACUUGCAACAGUUCGAUUUUGAUUUGGAAAAUACAACCCAUGUUUUAAACGAUGUCGAACGAGUUAUUCUCAUGGAACAACAAAGAAGAUCGCAAGAAAUGGAAGCCGUGCCAGAAGAAUUUGACGAAAGAGCUAGACACGAUUCAAGCGACAGUGGAAAAGGUUCAAGUCCUCGAAAUUCGAUGCAAAACGACGACGAACGCGCUAACAAAGUCCCUACUUUGCCUCGACCGGAAAAUCUUCAACUCGGCCAGAGAGGGCGCAAAAGAUUGAACUCAGAACCAACUUCACCGACUGUACCACAACCACCACUUCCACCGCCUUCAAGUCAUAAACCAGUGUCGAGAUCAAACUCAAAACGCUCACAACAUUCUAUUUCGGUACCUAAUCAGCACGACAGAAAGCGAAGCGAGUCUUUCUCUUUUCAGUCACAGCCUUCAACGCCUGUUGGAAACAACUCACCGCCGAGGCUGGUACAAGCAGUGAUGCCUAUGCAUCAACAAGGAUACCAGCAAUCACCACCUAAUAUAUACGCUACUCUACCGACCAAUCCAAGAGCGGCUAACGGCAAACGAUUACAAAUGGAACCAUUUAACAGACAACAAUCGUACGACACCUAUUCGCCACAGAAUAGAUAUCCAACAUACGAUCAAAGAGAUAAUUCGAAUCACCCAGCAAUGCAUUUACCAGAUAAAUAUUCGAGUCUUCCUUUACGUUCACAGGCUCACAGGUCGAACAAAAAACCUUACGUAAAUGGUUACAUGACGCAAAUGUCUCAACCAGGACAAAAUAAUCGUCAUAGUAGUCAUAGCAACGGUGCGCCUCCACAGUUUCACAAACAAAUGUCAAGUCCAGCUAAUUUUGAUCAGAGGUUAAGGUACGUGCCUCCUCCGACGGUUCCUGCGAUAAAAGGAUACCAUUCACCGCUACCAGAGCAAAACGCAGUGUGAGCGCUUACAAGCUUCUAAAAAGCACCAGUGCCGAGUAGUGGAGGCUCACAGAGCUGAAAGUUGGGAGUGUAAAGUUACUUCAAUGCAAUUGAAAAUGUAAUUCACUUUGCUAAAAGCAAUCCAUGAAUCAAAUUUGCGUCGAAUGUUUUGAAAAUGGGAACACUGAAUAUGGCCGGAUAGGAAUGGAAAUUAGACAUUCAAAUACCACCCUUUUUCGUAUAGUAGCGAGUUUUGUGAGGAAAUUCAUCUUAACAUAUUUGUGAACGUGAAAUUUUUGACGAAGUAUAGUUCCUAUGCGCUGUCGAAUAUACUAUGAUUCUAUCGGAAUAUUCUCUGCAAACACAUUCUAAAUAUUUAAUAAUCACAAUUGUUAAGUAUUUUAUAUUCAUCGUUCCUUAGUAAUCACAGGCGACACUGCUUUGCAUUAUAUUUAAAUAUACAACUGUUCAAUUUCGCGAAACAUCUGCUUUCAUAUUUUCUUAUAUAUUAUUUUUUUUAAAUAUUUUUCUUUUUUUAUCCAUUUUCUUUUUUAUUUAACUUUAUGUCCUGUUUAGUAAAACCCGUAUGAGGCAUGUUUGGACUCUUAUAUUUUUCCGUAGUUUAUGCAUGUCUCAUGUAUGAUCAAAGCAGAGAGUGUAGGCCAUUUUGUAGCUGAUGGAAUUAGUAUUAAUAUUGUAGAACAAACGAUCACCAACCCAAUCAAAAUGUUGAUAUGAAAUUGCAUUAUUUUAAAAGGUAACAACAAAUACGCAAAAGGUGAUUUAUAUACUAUUUUCAAAAACAAAAUAAAAAUUUUAUCACAAAUAGUCCACUCAAUAAUUUACGCAAAUAAUUAGUACGACUGCUGUUGAUGGCAGGUCCUCAUCAGCAAGAUAAUUUUUCUCCGCUAGUUAGUUUAUGGUCUACACCCCAGAUUCUAUCAACAACAAAAAAAUUUUGUUUCCAAAUAAUAACUUCAUCUCAAUUCAAAAUGAACACAAACUAUUUGGGUAUUACGGUCCAACUAAAUUAUAUCAGUUUACCACAAAAUAAUAAUUGCACUCAUUGCCCUUACCUUUCUUUGUUAAGGGAUGUUUCAAUCUCGUCCGAUUUCUAAUUUUUCUGCUGCUGCUUAUAUUUAUCUGUGCCUUACAAGAUUUCCCAGUUUUGAAUCAUUCGGCCGUUCAUCCUGUGUAGCUUACCAAGUAGGUCUCGGAGAUAAAAUGUAGAACAAGUAAUAUUUUUUUACUGUUAUUUUAUUUUGCUUCCUCGUUUUGUGUUUUGUUAGCUUCUGCUUAUAGUGUGCAUCGUUUCAGAAUAAAAUAUUUUUGUUAGGAAAAUAUGGCCUCGACAUCAGAAUAUCCCUUCUAUAGCUUUUGUUUAAAUGUGUUUAUUUUGUUCGUGUUUUCCAUUAUGUAUGUGCAUGGUAUUUCUAUGCUACAUAUAUGGUUAAAAUUGUUAGUUUGACAUCAAUGUUAUAUGUAGAAAUAUGCUUUAAAUUUUGCACUGUGGCGCUAUUGCUAUUUUGUUUAUAUGAAAUAAACUUCUACAUAAAAUGAUA
Messenger RNA from Styela clava, 5520 nucleotides. RefSeq lists its product as uncharacterized. The record is from RefSeq and is a predicted model, not a curated record. Gene Ontology annotation, cellular component: plasma membrane. Gene Ontology annotation, biological process: axon guidance; semaphorin-plexin signaling pathway; positive regulation of neuron migration. Gene Ontology annotation, molecular function: semaphorin receptor binding; chemorepellent activity. Lineage: Eukaryota; Metazoa; Chordata; Ascidiacea; Stolidobranchia; Styelidae.